AUGAGGGACAACCGCGGGUCCCAAGGAUUGGCGCUGAAGGGCACUAGCAACGCUGAUGAGCGCAAACGCAUUCCAAGCAUCAGCAGUGGACGUCUAGCCGCAGUACGUUCACGAUUGCGGAGUGGGGAGGUGUCGGAGCGAAAGCAGGUGGGCGACACCGAAAGUAUGAUCAACGAGGAGCCCAGCGUCGUGCAACCUGGGGGGGCGAGUCAGUGGCUGGAAUGA
Molecule: messenger RNA, 225 nt
Organism: Cladophialophora carrionii CBS 160.54
Lineage: Eukaryota; Fungi; Ascomycota; Eurotiomycetes; Chaetothyriales; Herpotrichiellaceae
Exons: 1
Coding region: 1-225 (74 amino acids)
Source: RefSeq, a predicted model, not a curated record